AGGUGUAUGGCAUAAGAACUUGACUGAAGACUCAGCAGUAUGCUGAAGAAUUGUACACGUGUAGUCCCACAAGGGUUCAGCGCUUCACAAACAAGACAGAUACACACUACCAACCCCAAAUUCAAAAGAACACCCGCUGCAGUAAGGGGACACUGGUUCGGUGGUAAGAAGCAGAAAGGAGGUGUCCGUGAACUAGAAAGCGAUGUUAUAAACGGAGUGCAGCUACCACAUAACCACCCUAAACUGAGGUUCUCCUACCUCGGAAAACACAAGUACGAGUGGGACAGAACGGAACCUAUUCGACCUUGGGACCUUGCUGAGCUAGCUAAACCUCACUUGGGACAGUAUGAACGUAGUUCUGGAGAUCAAUUUGAGUACAGUGAAAAAUGCGGGUACCAGCUGGAUGUACAGAAUAAAGGAGAGGUCGUGAAACAGGACGAAGAGAGACGUCUAAAUCACGAGGAGGUGUUUGGGGACCGGAGUCUGGAAAAGCGUAUUUCAAGAAGGCUUAGUCCAUAUCCUACAUCCUUUGUCGACCCUUUAGUGUGGAGAUUUAUAGAAAAGAUAAAGUUAUGUCGUCACACUGGUGUAGACAGAGCAUUUGAUAUCAUGGUCAACACCUUUAAGUAUAUCAAAAUACACCAGAUGCAACUAAAAAAAGCAAAUCCUAAACAGAAGAUAGAACUUGACUGUAAUGAAAUCCUAAAACAGGCUGUUAUUAACGUGUCUCCGCCAGUCAGGAUUGAGUUUGUGCAAGUUAUGAGGACAAGAGACGGCUACAAGCCGUGUCCGAUACCGCUAACUAUCGAGGAGAGCACUGACCUGGCUAUCAAACGUUUUAAAGUACAAUCCAAACGGUUCAAGACUAGAGUCCCGGUUGAGCCUAUGAUCCUAGCUAAUCUGAUAAUCGAAUCGUAUAAUAAGCGGGGGGCACUUCAUGACGCAUUGGUGGAGGACACUAUUCUGGGCGAGAAAUACCAGGACAUGUUCCAAAGAUUUGGGCGCGUAACGCACAGUAGCGAGACUAAGACUCGAGCUAAAUACAGAGAACAAACACACAUACACGACAUGAUGCACGUGACCUUACCGUUAGAGAACGAUGAGUACUCCAAGCUUCCUGGAGACCCGCAGUGGAAUGAUGACGAUCAUUUGGACGAUGAGGAUAAAAGGGAUUCUCCCUUGAGGGCUGGCAUUGGUCCUUAUCCGUCAUCAUGAGAGUAAUAUAGCGAGAUUGUGAUCUUAUCAAAGUUCGCAGAUUAUCUUUAUUUCAUUCAUGCUAGAUCUCUUGACAACGAAUUUGAAAGGGUAUUGCACUAUUGCAAGUUGAUGAUGAAAUGAUUAAUUUAUUACUUAUUUUAACGCUUUGUAAGUGCUGUAUAAUUCUUGAGGUUCAUUUAAAGGCCGUGGAAUGUGUAGUAUUUUCCUCCGGGUGAACUGUUGAAAUCAUCAGCUUCCUUGAUUAAACUCGGUUACAGACCGUUUAAAUAAAUGAUACAUCGCAUCAUACACAAAUAAAUAUGAAUUGUUAAGCUGUUCUGUCGUUACAGAUCAGGUAAAUACUUUUGCAUGUUUUCAAUAAACUUACAGUGUUAUUAUUCUGACAGUUGGAUGGUUAGAUGACAGAAUCAGACUCAAGCCACCAACCCCGUUUGAAGGACCUAAUAGAAGGAAAAGUAGAAGAGUAUGCUCGUCAGAUUCCUAAUGUAGAUGUCUUUGAAGAGAAGAGCACUAUUCUCACCCAAUGGUUCCUCAACAAAGACUACUUUACUCUGGCUUCCUCGUCUGCAUUUGCUUGUUGUUUAACCCACCCUGUGGAUCUUAUGAAAGUUAGGUUUCAGCUUCAAGGGGAACUGAGACCCCCUGGAAAGUACCCCAUUAAAUACAGAACAAUACCUCAAUCAAUGUUAGCUGUGAUACGUGACGCAGGUGUGAGAGGACUGUAUAAAGGAGCCGCUCCAGCUUUCUCCUAUCAGUUCCUCAUGAACGGUAUGAGAGCGUUUGUGUUUGAGAAAUGUAACAGGUGGGGUCUGACAAGUGACUUGAACGAGGAGCCCGUGUUAUGGAGAUACGCUGCAGCGUGUGCGCUUUCUGGGUCAGCAGGCGCGGUUUUUGCAAGCACUGCUUAUCUUGCCAAAAUACAAAUGCAGUCUCAAGCUAGCCCUAACCUAGCAGUAGGCUGGCAACAUACCCACAGUAGACCAAGGUGGGUAAUUUGGAAAGCGUUCCGAGGACACAGGGGUUAUAUGGGCAGUGCGUUUCAAGGAGGAACAAGCGCUAUGAUGCGCAUAUCUGUAGCGAGCACAGUGCAACUCCUCUCCUUCACCACAGUGCAACAUGGCAUGUAUGCGCUCGGAGUGCACGAUGCUCUUCAAAACUCCUGUCUCAGUGGUAUUAUCAGUUCAAUACCUGUGGUCCUUAUUUCAAAUCCAUUCGAUGUAAUCUGCACUAGGAUGUAUAACCAGGAGCUGGGUGCAUAUUACAAGAAUAAUUGGGAGUGUGCGGAGAAACUUCAUAAGCGGGAGGGUUGGAGAGGGUUUUAUAAAGGAGCCGUAGCUAAUUACUGUCGGACGGUGCCUCAUAUGAUUGUUACUCUAUUAAUCUGGGAUCACUUCAGGAAGAAAUCAUUCAAUCUCUCUCAAAUUGACCAAUCUUUGAGUUUAGAAUUAAAAUUAUCUGAGAAGAGUAUUGAAAAGAGUCACGAAGAGAUUUUUUCUAAGUUUGAAUCAUGAAAAUAAAGGUCUGAUUAUAAGUGAUUUAAAGACACUAUGACAGAUUUCUGGUUGAUUGUUUUAACCAAGUCAUGUUUUGUAGUUACAUGUGCAUAUUUAGUUAAUUUAUUUUUAGGACGGUUUUAUACUUUAAGUGAUUGA
Bolinopsis microptera is the source of this 2870-nucleotide messenger RNA. RefSeq lists its product as uncharacterized. The transcript has 7 exons. The coding region runs from base 40 to 1215 and encodes 391 amino acids. Lineage: Eukaryota; Metazoa; Ctenophora; Tentaculata; Lobata; Bolinopsidae. The record is from RefSeq and is a predicted model, not a curated record.